AUGAUAAGAAUAUAUCCUUAUCCUUUCAGCAAAAAUGUUAAAUCACUGCCAGAUCCUCCGCCAGGGAAAUCAAGAGAAAUAAAGAAUUUUGAAUGCAAAAAAUAUAAAAAUGAUUAUAGUUGGUUGCUGGAAGCUAGAAGUAAUUUGAAAAAAUGUUUUCACUUAUGUGAUAUAUGCUCAAAAAAAUUUAAUUAUAUGAGAUGUCUAGUGAAAAAUUCUAAUGUUCAGUAUGAAUACAAUUUAAGUUACAACACUGCAAGAAACAACCCUAAUGGUGGAAAAGAGCAAGUUGGCGAACAUGUGUCUGGUACUCAUUUGUGUGCAGACCAUAAAAGUUUUAAGCAUAAGAACGAACUAUGUGAUGUAAAAAACAACAUACUUAAGAUAAAUAGUAAUGCAUCGAAAAACAGUGUGGAUAGUAAUCAAAGUAUUACCAGCUUAAAAUCAGCAAAUGAUAAUAGUAUUAUAUUUAGCAAUUCUUUAAAUCAUAACAAAACUGAUUGUUUGUCAUUUAAUGAUGACGUGUUUAUCUUCUUAGACGAUUAUCCAGGAAAACAUUCAAAUCGUUAUAAAGAUGAGGAAAAAUGUGAUACAUUAUUGCAAAAUGUGAACUCCUUAAAGGGUGAUGAUCUCAUGUGCCCCCAAUUUCAAUUUGAUGAUACGAUAAUACACAUAAAAAGACACUUUAAAAACAAUGUAUCCUAUUUUGCCUGUAAGCACGUUGAGAUGAAUGACUUGUACAAUUUAGAUGACGAAAACGCCAAAUAUGACAGCAUAAAUAUUUAUAUGUGCGACAACAGUAUGGAAAGUUUCUCUAACAAUAAUUGUGCACUAAAUUCAAGUGAGCAAAAGGAACCGUUUAACUUAACACAACCAAUUAUCAUCACUCCAUUUAAUAAAAAGGAUGAAAAAAAGCAACAAAGUAAAGAAUUAGAUUACUUGAAAAACGUAAGUAACGACAGUCAUAGAUAUGAAUCUUUAAAGAGACAUGAUUUAAAUGAAGGUAUUAAGAGCAAUGAUCUGAACCUUGAACAAAAUGGAAAUUGUGAAUUGUUUAAUGUUUCCCUUUUUUGCGUGAACGAAGAGUUUGCUGCUUUAUAUGCUUCAGGACAAGCUGAUAAAAACUGUAAAAGUCACAUCAAAAACGAGAGCAUGGGCAAAAUCAAUAAUAAUUAUAUCAAAAAGCAAGACAUAAUGGAAAAUCUAAACAAAAAUAGUGAGCAGUAUACGCAUAGGAUCGAUGAUAAUUGUAAAAAUGACAAUAUAAUUCAAAAUCACGCGUUUAAAACAAUGAACACGUACACAAAUUUGUUAAACAAGGGAAAAAAAACAAGGACGUUAAUAGAUGAAUUGCAGCAAACACUGAUGAAGAGGAAAAAUUUAUAUCUUGAAAGUCAUAGUGAAAAAAAUAAUAAUAGAUCAGCAGAUACGACACAAGAAGAGAAGGAAAAAAUAAUCGCUGAAGAAUGUGUCCAACAUAUGGGGGCGAAUAACAGAACAGAGUGUUCUAAAGAAACACACGGAAAUAGUGUACCCCCCGUGGUAGACAAUUUGAAUGGAUUACGUAUUUAUAACAGGCAUACCAUAAGUGAAAAAAAGACAAUUAACAAUGUUAAUAUUAAUGAAUUUAAGAGCAGACUUACAAAGGGUGGAAACUUAGUUCUAAACAUUGAGGGGAGUAGUUCGAAAGGAUUAAAAUCAAUAUACAGUGAAGCAAAAAAUGUGAACGGGAAAUCGACCUAUUGUGAUGACAAAGAAUAUGAAAAACAUGUUUAUAAUAGAGAUGUUGGUCAUGUAGAGCAGGAUGUAAAUAGCAUUAAGGGCAGAAAUCAAAGUGGCUGCAAAAUGAGCACUUUUGUAAAAUCCCAUAAAGGAUUCAAGGAUAAUGUAGGCACAAAUAAUUACGAUAUAGAAAUAAAAUCUUUCAUCAUUGAUGACAAGGAAAAAAGUAACAAUUUAAAAUUGUUAGAACAAAUAAAAAGUUACAAGCUCGUGGAAGAAAACAAGGAGGGAGCAAUUAGCUUCAAAGGGGACUACACUCAUAUUGACAAAGAACGAACAGAAGACAUAUGCGAAAAAAAUAAAUCAAGAAAUGUUACUGAAGAUGAAAAAUUACAUAUAAGCAGAAUGGACAAAAGUAAAAAACCUUAUAAAGCGCAAAUAAUUGGAGGGAGAGAAGAAAAAACAUAUUCCACCGAUGGGAACUCUAAAAAGGUAGAAGUUAGCAGUGGUAACGAACAUUCAUUUAAUUCGAAAGGUAUCUGUAGGGAAAGGAAAAAUGCAAAUGGAAUAAACGAGGAAAAUGUAGUUAAGAGGCCAUUGAAAGGAGAUGAAAAGGGAAAUAUAAUUUAUGGGAAAAGAAUCAGUGAUAAACAGAGCAGUGAUACAAGAAGCGGUCAUGAAAGUAGCACCAUUUUAAGACACGAUAUAUUCAACCCUUUAACGCAAAAUUGCAAACCAGGAUUAAAAAAUGAAUUUAAAGAUACUAACACCAGUUCUAAGACGGAGAAUUGCAACCGAAGUGGAGAUAAUUUGCCCACUUCCAAGGAACAGGAAAAUGGUUCAUCAAACAUGUGGAGCAAGGAUGUGUUCAUAUCUACUAAGAGAAACACUACAUUGGGGAACAACGUGAAUAGUAAUAAAGACGACUUAAUGAAACAAACUAAAAUGAAAGGAUAUUACGUGAAAGACAAAAUACAUGUGAAUCAAAGUACGGGUGAACGCACGGAAGGGCAAGGCGAGCCACAAGACGAAGCACAUACCACACGUGACAGACCCCAAGAGGCCGACAAAUUAAAACACUGCAAGAAGAAAAACGGUGAGGAAUGUUCACCUGAUGGUAUUUCUAUUUUAGGAAGAGAGACAAAAAGUUAUGGAGAACGCAAGAAACAAAAUGAGACAAACAAAAACGAAUCUGAAGAAAGAUUAACUACAGAACUGAAAAAAAAAUUAAGUAACAUUUUAAGCUCAUGUAAGAAUCCUAACAAAAUAAAUAUUCACAACAAAAUAUAUGCAUCCGAGAUGGAAAAAAUCAAAAUGGAUAAGAACACAAUGGCAUAUAUUAACAAUAAUUAUUUUUUUAAUGUUGACAAGGGUAACCACUUUGAGAAUUGCGGAGAACAAGUAGCAAAAAAUUCUUCAAUGAAAUAUAAUUUUAAAAAUCUGGACUUACAAUUCUGCAAAAGUAAAAACGCUUUUUAUAGCUUUAACUAUAUGAGCAAUGUGUUAUCAUCAAGCAGCUGUAGUGUGUCCAAAGAAUACAUUUUUAGGGAAAGCUACGAAUCUAAUAUUUUAGAUGAAAAAAUUAAUAAACUAAAUGAGUUAAGAAAAAAGUAUUUAUUAAAGAAAUAUUUAAAUGCAGUGUUGAAUAGAAGUAAAAAUAAUUUUGUGGAUAGUAGAACAAGCAAAAAAGUGUGUAACAUGGAUGUUCCCAAGUUGGCUUACAAUGCGGCAAAAAAUAAAAUUGGUGAGAAGACUGAUCCGAAGAAUGAAUCAGUUGGGGGAAGCCUACAUUUUAAACAGAAACCUAAUGAAAAAUUAAAAAUUUGUAAGAGGAAUACUGAACUAUGUCAAGCACCUCAAUCGCCAAAAAAACAGGAUAAAAUACCAAAACCAUUAGCUAGUCAAUUGGAAAUGAAUUCGGUGUUGCGUUUGGAAAAAACACAAUCGUAUCCAUUUGAGGAGUUUAACUUGUAA
This is a messenger RNA of Plasmodium fragile, 3696 nucleotides long. RefSeq lists its product as uncharacterized. Bases 1 to 3696 code for a protein of 1231 amino acids. Lineage: Eukaryota; Apicomplexa; Aconoidasida; Haemosporida; Plasmodiidae. The transcript has a single exon. The record is from RefSeq and is a predicted model, not a curated record.